Molecule: messenger RNA, 1263 nt
Organism: Eimeria mitis
Lineage: Eukaryota; Apicomplexa; Conoidasida; Eucoccidiorida; Eimeriidae
Exons: 3
Coding region: 1-1263 (420 amino acids)
Source: RefSeq, a predicted model, not a curated record
AUGUACAUACAGCCCAAGAAAGAAAUACACAGAAAACCCAAACUGCAGCAGCAGCAGCAGCAGCAGCAGCAGCAGCAGCAGAAGCAGCAGCAGGUGCGAGCUCAGAAGGAGACAAACGCAUGCAUUGAGGACCUUGAGACAUCAACAGCAGAUGAGGCAGCAGACACAACAUCUGCUGCUGCAGCAGCAACAGCGGCAGCAACAGAAGCAGAAGCAGCAGCAGCAGCAGCAGCAGCAGCGGGAGCAGCACGUAUCUUACAGGCAGCAGCAAAGGUGCUGCACCCGCAGACAACGAAAGCUGCAGCAGAAACGAAGGAAGCAGCAGCAGCAGCAGCAGCAACAGCAACAGCUGCUGCUGCUGCUGCUGCUGCUCAGUGCAUCGAUGCUCUUGGGCGCGGCGGUGCUGCUGCUGCUGCGCUGCUGAUAUGUGUCUCCCCGCAGCAGCAGCACGCACGAGAGAGUUGCUGCUCUCUUGCUGUUGGGUCGAAGGCAAUGUACAUACAGCCGAAAAAAGAAAUACACAGAAAACCCAAACUGCUGCAGCAGCAGCAGCAGCAGCAGCAGCAGCAGCAGCAGCAGCAGCAGAAGCAGCAGCAGGUGCGAGCUCAAAAGGAGACAAAUGCAUGCACUGAGGACCUUGAGACCUCAACAGCAGAUGAGGCAGCAGACACAACACCUGCUGCUGCAGCAGCAACAGCAGCAGCAACAGAAGCAGAAGCAGCAGCAGCAGCAGCAGCAGCAGCGGGAGCAGCACGUAUCUUACAGGCAGCAGCAAAGGUGCUGCACCCGCAGACAACGAAAGCUGCAGCAGAAACGAAGGAAGCAGCAGCAGCAGCAGCAGCAGCAACAGCAACAGCAACAGCUGCUGCUGCUGCUGCUGCUGCUGCAGAGAGACCCCGCUGGGGACUGUACGGUUUGUUUCUAUGGUGCAGCAGGAGACAGCUGCAGCAGCAGCAGCAGCAGCAGCAGCAGCAGUUGCGGCUCGACGAGCAGCAGCAAGCAGCAAACGUGCGCAUGCAGUGUCUCAGGAAGGCUGCUGGGCGAGCGCAGCAGCUGGGGGCAAUGCUGCUGCAGCAGCAACAGCAGCAGCAGCAGCAACAGCAGCAGCAGCAGCGCCAGCAGCAGCAGCCGCUGCUGCAGCAGCAGCAGCAGCUGGUGAUAUUAGAGGAGACACGAGAAGCUAUUGCUGAGCAGCUGCUGCUGCUGCAACAGCUGCAGCAGCGGACAUAUAUCAAUAAAAGAGAAAGCAAACCUAUACAAUAG